Kluyveromyces marxianus DMKU3-1042 is the source of this 615-nucleotide messenger RNA. Its product is annotated as beta tubulin. Bases 1 to 615 code for a protein of 204 amino acids. The record is from RefSeq and is a predicted model, not a curated record. Lineage: Eukaryota; Fungi; Ascomycota; Saccharomycetes; Saccharomycetales; Saccharomycetaceae. The transcript has a single exon.
AUGCGGGACAUUGUGAUGCUUAGAAAUACUGUAUUAUCUGCGACUCCCUGUAUUAGAACUCUGGCAAAUAUUGCACGUACAAGAGGAAGUUUACCAAAAAGAAAUCAGCAAGAAGAUGAUGAGAGAAUAAGUUGUAUAUUGAAUGUUUUGAAUGCUACCAAGUACGAGCUUAUAUUACCUCCGAUCAGUCAACUGCGAAAAUGUUUAUACGUUUCAAAGUCAUCAAGAUUUAAAAUUGAUUCAAGAUUUUAUGGAUUCGCCCGUCUAGAGCUGGAAGGAAGCACGCUAUUGAAAUCGGAGUUCAUAGCGACCAAAAGUCAAUUAAAUGUUAUGAACAUGAGGAAAAAUAUGACUAGUUUACAGAAAGCUUUCAUGACCAAUCAUAGAACCAGGGAAGUCCUUAGUAGGUUUCUUCGAACGAAGGGUGUGAAGAAACUGGCGCGUUUUCCCCUUCCUCAUUAUGAACUUUCAUCAAAUGCUAUUACGCGAAUGGAUCUCUCUGUUUUUUAUACUGUAGUAGCCUGUUUGGCACAUUGCAAUGAAAAAAUGGUGAUGAGUGAAUUGAUUCAAAAUGAAAUCACCAAGCCUGCGAUAAGGAAGCUUUUCAGACUAUAA